Dentiscutata erythropus is the source of this 137-nucleotide messenger RNA. Lineage: Eukaryota; Fungi; Glomeromycota; Glomeromycetes; Diversisporales; Gigasporaceae. The record is from the annotation of a GenBank genome assembly.
CGGUAAGGCCGCAACAAGGGAUAUUAAAAUUGUUGCAAGAUUCACUACAACAAGCUACAAAGCUAUUUACAUUACAUCCAUCUGAUAAUAGUUGGCCAUCAGGUAUGAAAACUGUUUUUGCCAUGCUUAGAAUUUAG